Panicum hallii is the source of this 1786-nucleotide messenger RNA. Its product is annotated as queuine tRNA-ribosyltransferase accessory subunit 2-like. The coding region runs from base 334 to 1530 and encodes 398 amino acids. The record is from RefSeq and is a predicted model, not a curated record. The transcript has 10 exons. Lineage: Eukaryota; Viridiplantae; Streptophyta; Magnoliopsida; Poales; Poaceae. Gene Ontology annotation, molecular function: tRNA-guanosine(34) queuine transglycosylase activity.
CUGCGAAAAGCCCAACCUAUCCUCCCCACUAGUCAUCUGUACCUCCUGCGACGGCGGCCGGCGGCUCCAAGCACCGCCUCUCCCGCUGCUGCCGUGAAGCUCACACACCACCAUCGCCCCCACUCACCGCGGCUACAUCCACCGCAGAUCCCUCUCCACGCUCCGCGCUCCUUCAUACCCAGAGCCGGUUGUAAGCCCCCGCGCGCCCCUUGGCGUAGCACGCAAGCUUGGUGCUUGACGGAUUGCCGGAACCCCUCAUCACCUCGCGCUCUGCCGUCGCCGUCGCCGUCGCCGUCGCCACAGAGCUCGUAUUUUGAUUCUGACUUAAGGGGCAUGAGGUUUGCGGUGACGAAGGUGUGCGGUGGUGGGGCAAAAGCGCGGGCGGGUGUGCUGCACAUUGGCGGCGGGGGCAUUGGCAUCGAGACGCCGGCGCUGCUGCUGUCCACGCGCAAAGGGCUGCCGUCGUUCGUGUCCUGCGACCUCCUAGCCUCACUGCCCCUCCCGGACUCCCUCCUCCUCCAUGUCUGCCCAACCCACUUUAUGGAGGGCCCUCCGUUGAAAACUAUAUCAAACAUUGGCGGUUUGCACCGAAUGCUGGGUUUGCCUGACCACAUUCUUGUAGCUGCGGCGGGUGAUUCUAUUGAGAGUCUGCCAUCAAGUGAAGCCACCAACAAAUUUGGUGCCUCCUUUGAUACACCUUCUGGCCGCAGACUGGUCAAACCAUCAGACUAUAUGGAGUUGGUUUCCUGCAUGAAGCCUAAUUUAUGGGCCAGUUUGGCGGAUGAGGUACCUGCUUGGGUGACUGAGAAACGGAACAAAAUCUCUGUUGACAGGACAUUGUGUUGGCUUGAUGCAUGUAUUGCUUUGGAUACGGCUUCUGGAACAAAUAGUUUUGGUGUUGUUGUAGGAGGAUCUAGCAUAGAACAACGAAGGCUAUGUGCCACAGAAGUAUCGAAGCGGAAUGUUUCAGGCUUUUGGAUUAGUGGAUUUGGCUUUGGAGAGAAUAUUGAUGAACGCUGCAGUUUACUCAAUGCAGUAACAGAUUGCUUGCCACCAGAAAAACCUCGGCUUGUGUCUAGGCUUGGUCUUCCAGAGGAGGUCUUGGAGGGUGUAGCUGCUGGUAUCGACCUCUUUGACUCCACGUACAUAUACCAACUGACUAUGGGUGGUUUCGCACUGAUCUUCCCUAUUGACAUGGUUGAAAGAGAGACACAGAAUGGUCUGUUUGACAAUGAUGGUGGAGAUUCAACAAAGAUUAACCUGCGCGCAACAACAUAUCGGAAAGACACAUCGCGGCUAGUUGAUAGCUGUAGCUGCUUCACGUGCCAGAAUCACACUCGUGCUUACCUCAAUCAUUUGCUCAAUGUCCAUGAGAUGCUGGCUCAGAUUCUACUGGAGAUACAUAAUACCCAUCAUUAUCUUCGUUUUUUCCGUUCCAUACGGGAGGCAAUCAAGGUUGGAGAGUUCGAUCUCUUUCGGCAGCAGUUUGUUAAGAAGAGGCGUGCCCAUAUCGCCGCUGCUGUACUGUAGACGUGGCCAAGGGUUCAUCUGGCUGUCCUCACAAGACUGACCGGUCAUGUAAUCAGAUUUAUGUACACCUGAAUCUUUACUAGUGAACUCUGACGUCAAUCAUCGACAAAUCUCAAAAGGUUGCCUUGGAAGUUGGAACAUUAGAGGUUUCCCAGAAAACAUGGAAGCAGAUGUUAAAAUGGAGUGUUGGAUGGCAUUCAUCUCUUACUUUUGGAUAAAUUUCCAGGAAUUUUGAAUUGAGUUCCAUUGGCUUGCA